UCUGCCUCGCUCGUUUAAAUCAGCACAUCUAUCAAAGAUCAAGAUGCAGAAGAAAGUGCUGUUCUUCCCAGGGAGAAUCUGUGUUGUGUUCCGCAAGGGACCACUCGGGUUUCUCCUCCAGGAGCCAUCUAAAGAAGCCAGACGUAUUAAGGAUGACCCCACUCUGCAGGACAAGUCUGCGCCCAUGAGAGAGGACCUUGUGUGGCAGAAUGCUCGGUCUUUGGUCAUUCAGAGAGGAGGGGAUGCCUCUGACAGGAAGGAGGUCCUGGGAGAAUACAUACUGCAAUUUGGAAAGUAUAAAGGGAAGUCUUUUAGAUGGCUUUUAGAGAAUGAUGUAGGGUACACUAUGUAUCUCAUCAAGAACCUUCAGAAGGAGGAGGCAUCCGGCAUCCCUGUGGCUGAGGGGCAUGGCAAGGACAGUCUACUGUCAUUUGUUAAUUAUGCCCUAAGUUUUGAAGAGAUCCAGUCUCUUCUCACCUAUGAGGCCAGUGGAAUGGGUGUUGUGGCAGCCUCAUCAGAAGAUAACCAGCUGGUUGGCUUUGGUUCCCGGGCCAAGAGCACCUGGAAGGAGAUUUGGGAUAGCAGAGCUGAUGGCUACGCAGACUUCAUCAUGAAGAAGAGCUGUGUCCAAGGGACACGCAUGUACAAGCUCCAGCAAUACCUGCAGAAGAAGCAGCAAUCUGCCGCUGCUUCCAUACCUGCUAAACAUACCCCAAGGGCCCCAGCAAAACCUAUUGUGAUGGAUGAUGAUGAAGAGCUGGAGAGAGCGAUGUUGAGCAUCUCACCCUCUAAGCUACAAGUGCAGAGCUUUGCUGUGCCAGCAGCAGUAGCAGCAGCUGCCAUACCCAGAGUGUCACCAGGAGCAAAGACAGGUUUUUAA
Carassius auratus (goldfish) is the source of this 880-nucleotide messenger RNA. RefSeq lists its product as uncharacterized. The record is from RefSeq and is a predicted model, not a curated record. Bases 44 to 880 code for a protein of 278 amino acids. The transcript is spliced from 4 exons. NCBI's taxonomy places the organism in Eukaryota, Metazoa, Chordata, Actinopteri, Cypriniformes, Cyprinidae.